Messenger RNA from Morchella importuna, 444 nucleotides. RefSeq lists its product as uncharacterized. Lineage: Eukaryota; Fungi; Ascomycota; Pezizomycetes; Pezizales; Morchellaceae. The record is from RefSeq and is a predicted model, not a curated record. The transcript is spliced from 9 exons. The coding region runs from base 1 to 444 and encodes 147 amino acids.
AUGCUUCUUUUGAUCCGAGCAGCUAUCCAGACCGCUACCAGCAAAGUAAACAGACUUCCUGAUGUUCGCGCCCCCGCUGAAACUGUUCUAGAUUUCGUGGACAAUUUUGGCCAUUCAGGUUUAUGCAACAUUUUGAGCAUCCAUCAAAGCGUCCUUAGGUGCGAUAGGUCCGCGUAUACGGGUAAUGGCUUGAUCAAUUUGGGGGUGGGGAAGAGCUUUGUCUUGUCCGUAUUUAGUCGUAACCAUAUCAUAACUUCGCCUAUCUCAUUGGUACUAGGACGUUCAAAUAAGCUUCUCCCGUUGAUGCAUGAUUACUGGCAAUAUGCAAUCCAUGGGUCGAGUUCUUUCUCCUACAUUAUGAUAAGAACUACAUUUUGUGUACCGGGUUCGAGGAACGAAUUUGCAACUGGUACUUCUGAGAACAUUGCUACCCUCUAUCUCUAA